AUGCAAGACUGGGCAAAGAAGUACGGCGAGGUGUACCGGGUGCGCAUCGGUCCAGUCGAGCAAUACAUGCUGAACUCGGAUAGAGCCGUGAAGCAUCUCAUGGAUAGGAAUUCAUCAUUUUCUUCCGCCAGGCCCCGUAUCGUGGCAGGGGAACUUUUAGCGAACAAUGGAGCGUCCUGUUUCUCAGUGCCGAUCAUCCAAGAUGGAAAGUUCAUAGAAAGAUUAUCGCCACCCACCUGGCCAGCCACCAGAAAGCCGAUGCCAUGUUACCUGCCCUUCAUCAAGAGACUUUGCAAUGGAUGCAUGAGGUCUGUCAUGACCCAGACCAUGGAAGCGAUAAGCAGAACGUGUGGGCAGGCCUACAGCGGUACACGUACAGUACGUACCUUCGCUCAACAGAUGGUCGGCUUGCCCUGGCCAAGGCCAGAUCAUGAAUCAAUGAGAUAUAUGCAUUACUCAGGAUUGUUGCAGAUAUUAGCGACUUUUCCAUUGGCCAACUUGGUUGAAGUCUUUCCAUGGUUGGAACCUCCUCCCCUAUUCCUGAAGCCUUGGCAGCGUUGGGCACGGAAGAUUCAUGCAGAUGACAUCCAAUGGGCCAGGAAGCCCACAGAUCGUGUUCAGAAAUUGAUGGGCACAGAUCGCCAGCCUGUCAGCCUACUCACCCAAUCUCUGAUGGACAAUAAGAUGCUCGGGUUUGAAAGCCGGGAUGAAGCCUCCAUCUCUUCGGUCCAACUCAUUGGUGCCGCCGCAGACACAAGUCAAAUGUUAACAUGGUCAUUCCUCGAGGCCAUGAUGACUUUUCCAAAUGUACAACGCAAAGCACAGCAGAAGAUCGAUGAAGCCGUGGGAGAUUGUAUUCCCACUUGGGAACAUUUUCAUCGCAUUCCUUAUGUACGAUCAUUAAUGAAAGAGACAUGGCGCUGGGGCCACCAGUGGGACUGGGACACGCCCAUGUAA
Penicillium malachiteum is the source of this 957-nucleotide messenger RNA. RefSeq lists its product as uncharacterized. The record is from RefSeq and is a predicted model, not a curated record. NCBI's taxonomy places the organism in Eukaryota, Fungi, Ascomycota, Eurotiomycetes, Eurotiales, Aspergillaceae. Bases 1 to 957 code for a protein of 318 amino acids. The transcript has a single exon. Gene Ontology annotation, molecular function: iron ion binding; monooxygenase activity; oxidoreductase activity, acting on paired donors, with incorporation or reduction of molecular oxygen.